GUCACACCCCACCAAGGAAAUAGGAGCCUCCUUCACGCUUACCAGAUAAAUAAAUGACCAGACUCCAUCAGAGUUCAUCACACCUAUUUGGAACUACGAGAGCAACAAUCAGUCCUCUGGAUUCUCAGUAAAGGUGCUGAGACAACCUCACCAUGACAGACCUUCAAGGAAACCCUUCCUAUGGAACACCAAGUCAUGAUGGCAGUGCCAGCGUAUAUUGCAAAAAGCCUGGAAGAUUCACACACAGUGAAGGACACUCCACCCUGGGUAUGACUCUUCCUACCAGUGUUGGAGAUACCUCAAAGAUGACUAUUGAAGCAAUGCCUCGACCUAUUUCUAUGGAUAUCUCUGACUUGAAUCAGCAGGUGUUGGUACUUCAAGGUGAGACUCUUGUGGCAGUUCCACGGAAGGACGAUGUGAAUCCAGUCACUGUUAUUUUCAUGCCAUGUAGACAUAAAGAAUCUUUUGAUCAUAGAAAAGGGAAUGUCAUUUAUUUGGGUAUACAGAAUCCGGAAAUGUGUCUAUUUUGUGAGGACAUUGAAGGGAAGCCCAUAUUGCAAUUGAAGGCACAGAAAAUACUUGAUCUGUACUCCAAUAAUGAGCCUGUGAAGCCUUUUCUCUUCUACCACUCCCAGAAUGGCAGGACCUCUACCUUUGAGUCUGUGGACUUCCCUGACUAUUUCAUUGCAUCCUCUGAGAAAGACCAGCCUCUAUGCAUCACGAACAAUAAAGGGGAGCAAUACAAUACCUCUUUCUAUUUUUCUUCCAAACUUUGAGCUCAAUAUGGAGAUGAAAUCUUUGUUAGAGGACUUUGUUUUAAAUUUUCUAGUUCACAGCAUAUUUUAAUCUUUACUAUCUCAAGGCUGUUUCACAUCAGUGGUGAGAGGUAAGCAGAGUCUGUUAUCAUUUACUGUAUGAAUGAAGGUGAAGUUAUGACUUCAUGGCAACCAAGGAAGAAAACAUGGACUCAGAAGUAGAAGAAAUGGGCUCAUAUAGGUUUCCUCUCAAAACGAAGGUGUCUAAAAAUCUUUGUAUGAGGAUGUUAGGACCCAAAGAUGGUAGAACUCUAUUUUGGGAUGGAUAUAAAACUGCUCCAGAACUCAUACCUCUGACUCCAGUUUCCUUGAUUGACAUAGAACUGAGCUUUUGUAUUGCUUUUCUUCUUUCCUUUAUGUAUUUCACUUUCCCUACUUUUGAUGUGUGCAACAAAUCUUUUUUAAAGCUUCAGGACUUAUUAAAAAAAAGCAAGCCAAAAAGA
Messenger RNA from Erinaceus europaeus (western European hedgehog), 1258 nucleotides. Its product is annotated as interleukin-36 gamma-like. The transcript is spliced from 5 exons. The record is from RefSeq and is a predicted model, not a curated record. Gene Ontology annotation, biological process: cytokine-mediated signaling pathway; cellular response to lipopolysaccharide; positive regulation of gene expression. Gene Ontology annotation, molecular function: interleukin-1 receptor binding; cytokine activity. Bases 153 to 776 code for a protein of 207 amino acids. Lineage: Eukaryota; Metazoa; Chordata; Mammalia; Eulipotyphla; Erinaceidae.